AUGACAUAUGCAAUGAAAUGGUGUUUAGCAUCGAUCAAAAUAGACCAAUCAUCAAAUAAAAAUAUUAGUAUACGAAAUUCCAAUUUAUUAACUUGCGGAACCGUAUUUCAUUUGGUUUCUAUGUAUCAAGACAUGGAAGUCUAUUAUAUAAUUCUACUGUGUUUAGUCACUGAAAUAGUAAGCCAAGAUCCAGACAAUCUGCUAUCGGAAGAAAAGGCUAUUUGUGGGAACCGGUAUUAUUUUCUAAAUGAGAGAUACACCUAUAACGAGGCUAAUAGUCGGUGUCAAGAGUUGGGGUAUGACGGUUUGGCUGUGGUCAUUACCCUUGAGCAGAGAGACCUUGUCUAUGAUAUUCUCAGUAAGGAAAGUUUGGCGUCAGAAGUUUGGUUAGCUUACGAAUACCACCCUGUUAGACUAGAAUGGGGAUGGAAAAGGGGUGGGGUUUGGUUGAAUAAAACUUCUCAAUAUUCCCCUGAAUGGUUUGAGGGUGAACCCAAUUUUCUUUACUCGCAGAGAAUUAUCAUUACGAUACCGGGAAGCCAGAAUGAAAGUUUAUCAGACAAAUCGUAA
Molecule: messenger RNA, 570 nt
Organism: Lottia gigantea (owl limpet)
Lineage: Eukaryota; Metazoa; Mollusca; Gastropoda; Lottiidae
Exons: 6
Coding region: 1-570 (189 amino acids)
Source: RefSeq, a predicted model, not a curated record